AUGGCUGGUUUCGUGGCAAUGCUCGCGGAUGUGAUUCGUGAAGGGAACAAAGAGUUUUCACCACCGGUGUUGGAGUUCGCAAUCAGGGGUUUGGUUGAAGGGAGUUUAGUAUUAUUGAUUCCGAAUGAGAAUUCCCCUGAUUCGGUAUCGGCGAUGCUGCCGAAUCGGAACCAUAUUAACAUCCAAUCGAUCGCCAUCCACGCCAAAUCCAAGCUCUGA
Linum trigynum is the source of this 219-nucleotide messenger RNA. NCBI's taxonomy places the organism in Eukaryota, Viridiplantae, Streptophyta, Magnoliopsida, Malpighiales, Linaceae. The record is from the annotation of a GenBank genome assembly.